GGCAAAAAUCCAAAAUCAGACUCCCUCACCCUCAAAUGCCUUCAAACCUCUCCACCAGCAAUUGAUUCCGAAGCCCAAUUCCGACGACGCCGUCGGCUCACUCUGACAUCGACUAGGAACUCCGAUAACUCUAGUAACUCCGACGACUCAACAUAG
Ilex paraguariensis (yerba mate) is the source of this 156-nucleotide messenger RNA. NCBI's taxonomy places the organism in Eukaryota, Viridiplantae, Streptophyta, Magnoliopsida, Aquifoliales, Aquifoliaceae. The record is from the annotation of a GenBank genome assembly.